Messenger RNA from Teleopsis dalmanni, 2776 nucleotides. It is a transcript of the gene Gprk2, whose product is annotated as G protein-coupled receptor kinase 2. The record is from RefSeq and is a predicted model, not a curated record. Gene Ontology annotation, molecular function: ATP binding; G protein-coupled receptor kinase activity. The transcript is spliced from 11 exons. NCBI's taxonomy places the organism in Eukaryota, Metazoa, Arthropoda, Insecta, Diptera, Diopsidae. Gene Ontology annotation, biological process: protein phosphorylation; regulation of signal transduction; signal transduction. Gene Ontology annotation, cellular component: cytoplasm. Bases 515 to 2638 code for a protein of 707 amino acids.
UAUACAAAUAAGCAAAUUUAUUAUUCUGCGAAAUUAAGGCAUAAAUAAACAAAAGCAACAAACACACACAUAUAUAGCUACGCACAUUUAGCUGGACAUUAACACACAACAAUACACAUUAUCGUAUAAGCACACAUAUUUUUCUUUGACAAAUAACAGGAAACGGAAACUGUUGCUGACAAUAUAGUGGCAGUGUGUUGAAACGGAAAUUAAAGUGGGCGCAAAAAGAGCAUUUUAUUUUAACGCAUUUAUUAUUACUUAAAAGUUUGGCCAACAUAAAGAACAAUUAAUAUCAACAAUAAGAAAAGGACCAGCGGUAGUGGGAGGACUAAUUUCAAUAAGAAAACAACAGUAGCGAUAUUAAAUAAUAAAAUUUAACUCUUCUCUUCUGUGCAAUAAAUACUUAUCUCAUUCCUAUAUUCCUUUUUACAAUAUAAAACCAUUCGUAAAGAGAUUUGAGAUACAUUUUUGAGAGGGCCAAAGGAUUCAAUAAAAAACCGCCAACCUGGAACUAAUGGAAUUAGAGAAUAUUGUGGCCAAUACGGUCUACUUAAAAGCAAGAGAAGGUGGUUCCGAUAGCAAUAAAGGAAAAAGUAAAAAAUGGCGCAAAAUACUGCAAUUUCCUCACAUAUCGCAGUGUAUACAUCUCAAAGACAAACUAGAUAUAAGUUAUGGCUACGUCAUAGACCAACAGCCUAUAGGACGCGUGCUAUUUCGACAGUUUUGUGAAAAUAAACGUCCUAUUUAUUUUCGCUAUAUAUCGUUCCUUGAUGAAGCGCAAAGAUACGAAGUGGAAUAUGAUGAACAACGAAUAUCCAUAGCACGUGAUAUUGGUCAUAGAUUUUUGGCAAUAGGCACACCAAUCGAACUGCAAAAUGGUAUUCGCAGCGAUAUAGAGGAGUGUGAUGGUAGCAGCAAUGCAAAUGAAACUACUACUACAACUACAACAGCUGAGACUGAAAAAUGCAACAAUACCACCGUCAACAAUAGUUGCAAUAGCAACAGCAACAAUCAUAAAAAUAUUGAGAAUGACGUCAGGAAUCAUAAUGGUGACGAGCAUAAUGGGAUUAUGGAAACUGUUGAUGGACAAACGACGCAGUUCGUUUGCAGCAAUGAUAGUGGCGGUGGUGGUGAUUGUGUAAAAGAUAUCAAUUGUCUCGAUUGUCGUCAUGCCAAUAGUGUUGUUGGAAAACUGAUUGGUGAAGGUGCUGAUGAGUUGGUGCUUGAUGUUCUUAAUGAUGAUCUCAUAGCUCGAGUCCGUGAUAAGAUAACAAGUGGCAGCAAAGAACUUUUCGAACCAUGCGUUACUGCAGUGAAAGCAUUUUUGGCUGGUGAACCAUUUCGAGAAUUUGAGACUUCAAUGUAUUUUCAUCGAUAUUUGCAAUGGAAGUGGUUGGAAGCACAACCCAUUACCUAUAAGACAUUUCGUAUGUAUCGUGUGCUAGGCAAAGGAGGAUUUGGUGAAGUUUGUGCAUGUCAGGUACGUGCCACAGGAAAAAUGUAUGCAUGCAAAAAACUAGAGAAGAAACGUAUUAAAAAGCGCAAAGGUGAAUCAAUGGUCCUAAUUGAAAAGCAGAUACUACAAAAAAUCAAUUCACGUUUUGUAGUUAAUUUGGCUUAUGCAUAUGAAACUAAGGAUGCACUUUGUCUGGUGCUGACCAUCAUGAAUGGUGGAGAUUUAAAAUUUCAUAUAUACAAUAUGGGUGGUGAUCCUGGCUUUGAAUUGGGACGUGCUCGUUUUUAUGGUGCUGAAGUGGUGUGUGGGUUGGAGCAUUUACAUCAACAAGGCAUUGUUUAUCGCGAUUGCAAACCGGAAAACAUAUUAUUGGAUGAUCACGGUCAUGUACGCAUUUCGGAUUUAGGCUUAGCAGUGGAAAUUCCAGAAGGUGAAAUGGUGCGUGGACGUGUGGGCACAGUGGGCUACAUGGCUCCUGAAGUCAUUGACAAUGAAAAAUACUCAUUCUCACCAGACUGGUUUAGUUUUGGUUGCUUACUAUAUGAAAUGAUAGAAGGACAAGCACCGUUUCGCAUGCGUAAAGAAAAAGUAAAGCGCGAAGAAGUCGAUAGGCGGGGUAAGGAGGAUCCAGAAAAGUAUUCUAGUAAAUUUAGCGAUGAUGCCAAAUCUUUGUGCCAACAAUUGUUAGCAAAAUCAAUCAAGUUACGCUUAGGCUGUCGUAAUGGACGAUAUGGGGCACGUGAAGUUAAAUUACACCCCUUUUUCGAUUGUAUUAAUUGGAAACGACUUGAUGCUGGCAUGGUAGAACCACCAUUUGUACCAGAUCCACAUGCAGUUUAUGCCAAAGAUGUGCUCGAUAUUGAACAGUUUUCAACUGUAAAAGGCGUAAACAUUGAUGAAUCCGAUGCAAAUUUUUAUACGAAAUUUAAUACAGGCUCAGUAUCAAUUUCAUGGCAAAAUGAAAUGAUGGAAACAGAAUGUUUUCGUGAAUUAAAUGUAUUUGGUGCUGAUGAGUGUCCCCCACCAGACUUACUUAUCAAUGCAACCCCAAUACCAGAUAAAGCGGGUUGUUUUCCAUUUAGAAGAAAGAAGAAGCAACCUGCAAGAACGCAGCCAAUACCCAUUCCUGAACAUCUGUUAACCACUAGUCAUAGUGUAUCCUCAACUACAGUUGAAAGCUGAUAGAACAAUUGAAUUAAAGCAAAAUUUUUUUGCAAAUUUCACUCUAACUGAAUACAAACUAAAGAUACUUUAAGUUAUUUUUUUCAAUUUUUAUAAAUAACAAUAGUUACACACUCAUACGUAAUAACAUAAUUAAUA